AUGUCUGAUUCCAAACCAACAAUAGUACCACAGCCAAAUCCGCACGGCCUGGAUAUAUCUGAGUAUCAGGACGAUGCACCCAUAAGCCCAGCGGAAGAAGCUUCCCUGGCGAAGCUAAGCACUAUAUCACCUCCUGGAUCAUCAGGUCCAGUCAUCGCGGUAGAUCUAGACGAUGUGCUCAGCCAAACGAAUCAUGUAUUGGCAGAAUUCCAUAAUGAAAACUACGGAACCAAUAUGGAUAUCUCCCAUUUCUACUAUUAUUAUUACUGGAAGAACCCGUUUUGGGGAACACCAGCCGAAACAUAUGAGAAGGUCAAAAGGUUCUACGCGACGGACCGUAUAUACCAGGCUGCACCAGUCCCCGGUGCUCGUGAAGGGGUGCAGUCAUUGAGAGAUAUGGGUUUCAGACUGGUCAUAGUGACGGCGAGGACACAAGACGUUGCCGAGCCGUCGUGGAAAUGGGUGGAUAAGCACUUCCCCGGGAUAUUCGACACGUUGAUCUGCACCAAUCAAUUCAAGGAUGCUGACAAGGUUGGGCAUGAAAUCGUGACGAAGCUUAGCAAAGGCCAGGUCUGUAACGACUUGGGAGCUUGUCUUCUCAUUGAUGAUUCGUCGGAGAACGCGAUACAAUGUUCCACUCACGAUCCACCAACUCGUGUAUUACUCUUCGGCGAUUACCAAUGGAACAGCAGGAUUUCUGGGCCGCAAGAUCAUAGAGAUGAGAUGACCUUUGAUAUACGACUGAAGGCCGCUGGUGGUAAGGAAUUUUGGAAGGAAGAAACGCUAGAGGUUCCUGAAGGCGCUCCGCUGCAUCGAGUAAAGGACUGGGCUGAGGUUGUGCGUUGGAUACGAAACCGUAGAGAAGAGGGUCAUUUAUAA
This is a messenger RNA of Pleurotus ostreatus (oyster mushroom), 879 nucleotides long. RefSeq lists its product as uncharacterized. The coding region runs from base 1 to 879 and encodes 292 amino acids. Gene Ontology annotation, biological process: deoxyribonucleotide catabolic process. The record is from RefSeq and is a predicted model, not a curated record. Lineage: Eukaryota; Fungi; Basidiomycota; Agaricomycetes; Agaricales; Pleurotaceae. Gene Ontology annotation, molecular function: 5'-nucleotidase activity. The transcript has 6 exons.